GGCAUACUUUAAUUAGUUCUGUUUUGCAGAAAAUUUUGUGUUCAACAGCAAUUUUUAUAAAAUCAUAUUAUAUCUGAAACAAAGUUAUAUUGUCGGAAGCAAAAGUAAUCAACAAUGCCUUUACUAGAAACAGACAACGCCAAUGAACAGUUUUACACUGAACAAUCUAAGCCUAUGUCCGGGCCCAUCAUUGGCAUUAUAUAUCCGCCGCCGGAAGUUAGAAAUAUUGUUGACAAGACUGCUAGCUUUGUGGCGCGCAAUGGACCGGAAUUUGAGGCACGCAUCCGGCAAAACGAACUUGGCAAUCCGAAAUUCAACUUCUUGAACGGAGGAGAUCCAUACCAUGCAUAUUACCGGCACAAGGUUAAUGAAUUUCGGGAAGGCAACGAUAACACCAGUUCGGCAGUAAGCGGCAUUAAGCAGUUGGCUGUAACUAGUGCAGCGCAGCAGCGUCAGCAGGAGCUAUUAAAGCAGGUGGUAGAACAGCAGUUUGUACCGAAGGAACCGCCAUCUGAGUUCGAAUUCAUAGCUGAUCCUCCCUCAAUUUCAGCAUUAGACUUAGACAUCGUUAAGUUAACCGCUCAGUUUGUGGCCCGCAAUGGACGUCAGUUUCUUACGAAUCUAAUGAGCAGGGAACAACGGAAUUUUCAAUUUGAUUUCCUAAGACCUCAGCAUUCGCUUUUUCAAUAUUUUACCAAACUAUUGGAGCAGUACACCAAAGUACUUAUUCCCCCAAAAGAUCUACUAAGCAAAUUGCGUACAGAGAGUGCUCCCGGUCGGGCUAGUAUGGUUCAAGUGCUGGAACAGGUCAAAUAUCGUGCCAAUUGGCAACGGCAUCAGGAGGCACAGCGACGCCGCGAAGAGGAAAAAAUAGAACGUGAACGUGUCGCCUAUGCGCAAAUAGACUGGCAUGAUUUUGUCGUAGUAGAGACAGUAGACUAUCAGCCGUUUGAAAGUGGAAACUUUCCACCACCUACAAAUCCUGACGAAGUCGGUGCUCGUGUACUGAUGGAAGAACGCUUAAUGGAGGAAGAGGGCGACAUUGAAAUGCAAAUCGAGUCGGAUGAAGAGGAAGACUCGCCACUGGUUGGUCACAUGGACAGUGGAGUUAAGCUAUCGCAAAUGGAAAAUCGAGUGGGCAUUCAAAUGAAGAACGCUACUGCUUAUGGACAGCCCGUGAGCACAAAUCGUGACAAUACACAGGUUCAAGACAUGGACGAGGCAUCUAGUGAUGAGGAUACACCCACUGCAAAAAUGCAACCAGUUGCACCGAUGCUACCUCCUACACACGACAAGGUUGUAGUUAAGAAAUACGAUCCAAAGGCGGCGCAAACGAAACCAGUACAAGUGCCUACAGAUGAAUAUCUCAUAUCUCCGAUUACAGGCGAGAAAAUUCCAGCCUCCAAAGUGUCAGAACAUAUGCGCAUCGGCCUUCUAGAUCCACGCUGGGUCGAACAACGGGACAAACACACCGUAGAAAAGAUUAACCAAGACAAUGUAUUCGCAGCGGGAACAGCCAUCGAGGCCAGUUUGAAGCAAUUGGCGGAGCGACGUACAGAUAUUUUUGGCGUUGGUGACGAGGAAACUGUCAUUGGAAAGAAGCUUGGAGAAGAAGAAACCAAAAAGGAUGAUCGCGUUACCUGGGACGGCCACACGUCCAGUGUAGAGGCAGCAACGCGGGCAGCCCGUGCUAAUAUAACGCUCGAAGAUCAAAUACAUCAAAUUCACAAAGUCAAAGGUCUACUGCACGAUGAAGAAAAAGAAAAAAUUGGUCCCAAACCAGUUGGUAACAAGGCAACGCUUUCAGCUCCACCGCAGCCAUCUUCUAAGAGCCAGCAUAGCAACAGCCACCAACAUAACCAGGCCCAGCAUCAUCAAGGUGGUGGGAUGCCUCAUCACCAUGCUCAGCAUCAUCAUCACCAAUCGCAACAACAACCGCCGUCGCUCCAUCAACAUCAUCAGCAGCAGCAAUCGCAACAUAGUUUGUCUCAGUCCUCUAAUCCGGUAAUGAUGAUGCAGAGACCACCUAUGAUACCGACACCUUAUGGCGGUGGCUCUAGCGGCUAUAUGGGCAUGCCAUCUGGCAACAAUCCACAGCAGAUUUCACCAGCGCCUCCAGUUGAUAUGAUGCCUAUUGAGGAAGAGCCGCCUACUAAGAAGAUGCGUUCCGAAGAUAAUUUGAUACCCGAAGCAGACUUUAUAGCUCAACAUAAGAGUCCUGUGACUAUACAGGUGCAGGUGCCGAACACGGACAAAUCGGAAUGGAAGCUGAAUGGGCAGAUGAUUGCCAUUACACUUGCGUUAACUGAUCCGAUUGCGAAUCUUAAAUCUAAGUUACAGGACGAAACAGGCAUGCCCCCUGCAAAGCAAAAAAUAUUUUACGAGGGUAUGUUUUUUAAGGAUAGUAAUACCAUGGCAUUCUACAACUUGCUAAGCGGUACUACGGUGCAUCUUCAAGUCAAGGAACGCGGCGGCCGGAAAAAGUAACAUGCUCUUGCACUCAAUAA
Drosophila hydei is the source of this 2507-nucleotide messenger RNA. It is a transcript of the gene Sf3a1, whose product is annotated as splicing factor 3A subunit 1. The coding region runs from base 115 to 2487 and encodes 790 amino acids. Gene Ontology annotation, molecular function: protein binding; RNA binding. The transcript is spliced from 7 exons. Gene Ontology annotation, cellular component: U2 snRNP; U2-type prespliceosome; catalytic step 2 spliceosome. Gene Ontology annotation, biological process: mRNA cis splicing, via spliceosome; regulation of alternative mRNA splicing, via spliceosome. The record is from RefSeq and is a predicted model, not a curated record. NCBI's taxonomy places the organism in Eukaryota, Metazoa, Arthropoda, Insecta, Diptera, Drosophilidae.